Eriocheir sinensis (Chinese mitten crab) is the source of this 990-nucleotide messenger RNA. RefSeq lists its product as uncharacterized. Gene Ontology annotation, cellular component: membrane; cytosol; mitochondrion. NCBI's taxonomy places the organism in Eukaryota, Metazoa, Arthropoda, Malacostraca, Decapoda, Varunidae. The record is from RefSeq and is a predicted model, not a curated record. Gene Ontology annotation, biological process: tricarboxylic acid cycle. The transcript has 6 exons. Gene Ontology annotation, molecular function: 4 iron, 4 sulfur cluster binding; calcium ion binding; aconitate hydratase activity. Bases 137 to 580 code for a protein of 147 amino acids.
CUCUUAAGCUUACGUGGAGGAAAACUGGUCUCCCGGCCAGGUGGUCACCAACCUUGUGGCCACGGACCUUGAUGCCUGGGACCUGGGCAAGCUGAGAUACACCGUCCUGCACCAGACCUCAGAAGCAGCCGUCACCAUGAACAAGGAAGGCAGUCUAUACACUGAGACACCCCUGAAUCGUGAGUCCCUGCCCGUGCACAGCCUCAAGGUGUCCGUGAUGGACGAAGAGAUCCAGGCCAGCUUCACGGUGGUGUGCGACAUGAACAAAAACCCACCAGUCUUUACGCUGCCGGAGUACCAGGCGAACAUCAUGGCUCCCAGGACGACCAUUCUUAAGGUCAUUGGUGUUAAGCUCACCGGGGAGCUGAGCAGUUGGACAUCACCCAAAGACAUCAUAUUGAAGGUCGCUGGAAUUCUGACAGUUAAAGGCGGCACCGGGGCAAUUGUUGAAUAUUUGGGGCCUGGCGUGGACUCCAUCUCCUGCACGGCAUGGCCACGAUAUGCAACAUGGGCGCCGAGAUCGGUAAGAUUGGCUACAGUGAAGGUCGUGGCAGAGAGUGUACUCAAACUCCUACUGUGAGCUACUUCUGCUGCCUGCGCCCUCACCACCCCUGUGAAGGACGCCCAGCUGACCCAACCCUCCACGUGUGCCCCUGAGAGCUCCCUGCAGCACAGCGAGUCUCUUCUUGGACGGCUCAGAGGCACAGAAGAUGUAGCCAGACUUGCCGGCCAAACCCGAGGGUGUGUGUUGAUGUUGGGACCAAGAAGAAGAAGAGGAGGAAAAGGAGGAAGAUGAUGAUAAAGGCAACAGGAAGAUCAGAAGAAGAGGAGGAAGAAUGGAAGAAGAGAAGAGAACACACACACACACAUAUAUAUGACAAACACCUUUUUCUAUAUUUUUCAUUUUUAUUAGUCCAUACAACAUACAUUAGCUAUAUACAUAUAAUACAACAUAUGCAUAACUCUAUACCUUAGACCAGAGGAGUGAGU